AUGUCGGGCUCCACGCAGGUAUCUUCACCCGAGCAACUACGUACACUGCUGUCAUCGUCGCGCAUCGUGGUCGUCAACUUCUACAACGAGUGGAACCAAGCGUGCACGACCAUUGCUCCCGUCUACGACCAGCUCGCCGCUUCCCUAGCCCGUCCGGGCGCCGUCUCCUUCGCCAAGGUCAACGCCGAACAGCAGACGCAGAUUGCGCAAAGCUAUGGCGCCACAAAUCCGCCCCUCUUCGUAAUCUUCAAGAACGGCAAUCAAGUCUCCAAGUUCACAGGCCAGAAUCCUCAGCAGCUCUCGGACAACAUCAAAAAGCUCGCCGCGGAGGUCGAGUCGGGCGAGGGUGGCUUCGGCGAAGCGUCGGGUUCGAGUGGAGGCGCUGGAGGAUGGCGGGGCGCUGGGCUGCCCAGAGGAUACACAGAUAUUACGGACCAGGUAGACGUCCGGGGACUAGACUUGCUGAACUCAGACAGUGAGUUCGGCGGCGUGAGGACGCUGUUCGACACAACGCAGCCGAGCAGCGCAGGCAAGGGCAAGGCAGUAGGGGAGUCUAAGAAAGAUUGGGUGGAGAGUGAUGUGGACGAGCAGCUGAUGCUGUACGUGCCAUUCAACGCAAACCUCAAAAUCCACACCAUACAGAUCACCUCGUUCCCACCCAAGGCCGACGAUGAAGACGACGACGAAGUCCCGCUCCGACCGAAGACCAUCCACCUGUACACGAACCGCCAGCACAACCUCGGCUUCGAAGAGGCCGAAGACAUUGCGCCUACGCAGACGUUCGAGCUCAAGCCGUCGGACUGGGACGAGAGCACCGGCACUGCGAAGCUGGAGCUCAGAUUUGUCAAAUUCCAAAACGUGUACUCUCUGGUACUAUUCGUUGUGGAUGGCGACGGUGACGGCGAAAAGACACGCAUAGAUCGUAUCAGGAUCAUUGGAGAGUCUGGGGAGAAGCGGGAAAUGGGCAAACUGGAGAAGGUCGGUGGUGAUGAUUAA
Messenger RNA from Didymosphaeria variabile, 996 nucleotides. RefSeq names its product Thioredoxin-like protein 1 (gene txl1). The transcript has 3 exons. The record is from RefSeq and is a predicted model, not a curated record. The coding region runs from base 1 to 996 and encodes 331 amino acids. NCBI's taxonomy places the organism in Eukaryota, Fungi, Ascomycota, Dothideomycetes, Pleosporales, Didymosphaeriaceae.